AUGUUGUCUCCUCGCGCCCCAACCCACAGCGAGCCAUCUUCGCAAGAGCGCGAGUCCUGGCUCCGCACCUGGCUGCUUCCCGUGCUCGUGGUGUCCGUGUUAUUGGCCGCCACUCGGUGGGAUAGCCUUGCGUCGCCCCCUUCGCAAGAAAACAUCAUCGGUCCCUGGAAGGAAGCCGAGUUCCUCAACCGCACCAAUUUCGACUAUCACCGCCUAUGGUACGAAGAGCCCGACUUUUCCUACGGCGGGUCGCGCACCUAUGUCACCAGCGCACUGCCCACCAUCAUCGCCAUCGGAAUGCGCGUCUUGCCCGGCGGGCCUCCGCUGUUUGUGGUCUUCCACCUCAUGUCGAUCCUCAGUGCCGCGGUGACCGGCGUGGUGCUGUACCGACUGAUCGUCAACCAAGUCGGCAUCGUUGUCGGCCUGCUCACUUGCCUGGCACUCUUCACCAAUCCCCUAUUCAGCGGGCAGACCUACGUCACCGGAAUGGAACUCCCCAUGACCGCCUUCGGCAUGGUCGCCAUCUGGUUCGCGUGCCACCGCCGUUACUAUCUCGCGGCCCUCGCCGCCGCGGCAGCGUUCUUCAUGAAGGCCAGCGGCGUCGUGUUCUCUCUGGCGAUCGUCACCUACUUAUUGUUGCUGCUCAUCAGCAAUGCCCGCUUGCGAAAAGAUCGCUCGCUGUGGGCAGCCCUGACUGUGAACGCAUUUUUCACAGGCUUGCAAUACGCCUUCAUUCGAGCCGCGGGCAGUGUCAGCAAUCUUCGCACCGAGGAAAAUCAACACGCGGCCACCUCACUCAAGUCGCUACCUGUUUGGUCACCCGACUUUCUGCUAGUGGUGAUCAUCGCAUUCACCGGCACCUUGCUGUGGUUGACAUACCGGUUGUUGAAGACCCCCGUCGACGCCCAGGGGUCUGUCGGCGAUGCCAGCCCCCUUUCCACGCUGAACGCAAUACUGAACGAGAAGCCAUUCUUCACGCUCGCGUGGAUCGUUCUUUUAGGCGGUCUGGCAGCCAACGAAACCGUGGCUGUCAUCCCGCGCUACCUCGUUUUUCUUCUUCCAUUUCUUUACGCCGCUUUAGUAUUGUUCUUGGCCCAACUCGUUUCCAUCUGGUCGGUCGCGGUGAUUGCCAUGGCAGUUCUGAUUUACUUCAACGUGAUGAACACCCAUGGCACGCUCUAUCCCAGACUCGUCGACGUGUAUGGUACUGAGUUGGCCCGCACCGGGGCCUUGAUCGAUCGUACGCACGAAGUCAUCGACGAUCAUCAGGCGAAUCUGGCCGCAAUGCAGGCGCUGUCCUUACUUGCCCCGCACGAAGACGUCAUUGCCGGACGACCCUACCUGGACUUCAUCGCAAUUCCCGAGAUGGGUUACGCACAGACUGCGGCCACCGUGUAUGGGGCGAAUUCCUAUCCCGACGAAUUCACAAACGUCCACGACAUCGACGAGAUCCUCGAUGACCCUCCGUUCAAUCCCGUCUUUGUUGUGGUCGGCAACAGUUGGCUGCAUCUCGACGGGCUGUUCGACAUCCCACGCCCCGAGCCCGAGGACGAAAUCCUCUUCACCGAUGAGCAAGCUUCCCCCCUGGUCGUCUACAAGAAGUUCUGGCCGAACGGCCCUCACCUUGGGAAACGUGAACUGCAAGACUGGUAUCUCGCCCGGAUGUGGCCCAAUGCCCGUGAGGUAGACCGUAUCAAGUUCCGCAUCUCGUUCCUCCGCGAGCGAGGUGAUCUUGAACAGGCCACCGCAGAAGCCCAGCAGGCCCUGCAGGAAUACCCCCGCGAUUACCAGCUCCGCCAACUCACUUCCGCCUUGUUCUUCGAGCAAGGCCGCGUAGAAGAAGGCAUCGAUUGUUGUCUAGGCUUCCUCGAUCGCGAUCGGGAGCUUCGCCACCAAGACUACGACGCCGUGGUAAUGCACCGAUACGGUCCCGACGUGAAGCUCGAGUUGCUCAUGCUGUCGACCUCCGUCGAUCCCGCAGUUGAAACAAGCUACGAACAGGCCCUACAUCUACUGCACGAAGGUCGCCUGACCGCCGCCGCCACCAAAUUAGAAGAAGCCCUGCAGGCCGACCCCGACCACGUCACAUCGCUGUUCUGCCUGGCCAUGCUUCGCCAGAGCCAGUCGCAGCUAGAGGAAGCAACCACGCUCUUCGAACGCAUCCUCAAGGUCACUCCCAAUCAUGGCCCGGCGGCGAAACACCUGGCGCAAAUCGCGCUGGCCGAAAACAAUCUCGAACUUGCCUUGAACAUGGCCCAAACCGGCGUAGAAGCCCUGCCCGAAGACGCCCGUGCCUACCACACGCUGGGGCUGGUGUUGGCUCAACGAGACAACUACGACUCCGCGGCUCAAGCAUUCGAACAGGCCGUGGCCCUCGACCCCACAAAUGCAGAAGCCAAACGCGCGCUCGAAUCCGCACGGCAAGAACAGGAGGAGCCAAUCCGUUCCUCCGGCAGUUGGUGGCGUUGGGGCGUGGCGUGGCUCGUACUAACCGCCGUGCUUUGCAUCUGGCGGUUCGAGGUGAUCGAUUCACCGCCAUACUGGGAUUUCGGCCAGGGCCUGUGGUACGAAGCGAAUUACCUGGCCGAAACCAACUUCGAUUACCCACGGCUGUGGUACGAGGAAAAACGCCACUGGGAAGGCGGGGCCGACUGCUACCGCACCAGUGUCUUGCCCACCGUGGUGGCCGCACUCAUGACGGUCGCCCCACCACCGUUCGCGCAAAUCGCCUAUCACGUGCUCACCUUCGCCUGCAGCAGUGCGAUCCUGCUGCUCACCUUCGCGCUGCUGCGCCCCCGCGGAGGAACGGUGGCCGCCGCACUGGCCUGCCUGGCACUUCUCACCACCCCACUGUUCGGCGUUCAAGUCGACAUGCUCGGGAUGGAGAUCCCAACCACCUUCUUCGCGCUGCUUGCCCUGUGGGGCGUGAUGCACGAACGAUUCACAUUGGCCGCCAUCGCCGGUACGUUGUCUUUUCUCAUGAAAGCCGCCGGGCUGUUGGUCACCGUCACCACCUGUGCGUAUCUGCUGGGGGUGUUACUCACCUCCCAUCGAGAAGACGCCCCCGGCACCCGUCGCCGCUUCGCCUGGGGACUGGGUGUCAAUGUCUUGGCUCUCAUCUUCCAGUUCGCCCUCGUCCGUUGGGGUGGGCACAUCGAAAACCAGAUGGGAGCCACCCACAGCGCCGGAGGCCCAGGGCUAUGGCUCACCACCUACGUCUGCCCCGACCUGCUACUACUCAGUCUCGCCGCACUGCUUAUCUUCGUAGUCACCCUCAUUCGACUUUAUCAGCAGCAAGCCGGUCGUGUUCAUGGUCUGCUGAAUCGCCUCGUCGAGCUCACCCGAACCGCAUUGCGGCAAGAGCCGAUGCUCAUCUGGUCGGCCGUGCUUAUCGUUGGAGUCCUUCUCGCGGUCUCGCGGAUCAUCUUCCUCCCCCGCUACCUCAUCCUCGGCGUUCCCUUCCUCUACAUUAGCACCGUCAGCGUGCUGUUCGCCCGGCAGGGAGUACGCCGAGUGACCGUCUGUGCGUUGGUCAUCAUCACACUAUUGAACUUGCUCAACACCCAAGGGCGGUUCUUCCCCUCGCUCGAUUCGAUGUACGCCAAUGAAUUCGGCGCGGAUCCAUCGCGGCUGGCCCGAACAGGCGCGUUUCUCGAACGCAGUUGGGAAUACGAAGCCGAUCACUUGGCCAACAUUCGCGCCUGCCGCGCAAUUGAAGAGCAAUGUCAGAACGAUCCCGUCUUCGCCCCCACGCCAUUGCUGCACUAUCUGUGCUUUCCAAGAUUGGGCUACGUCAGUCGUCCUUUGCAAGGUUACGCGGUGAGCGACUUCACCCACUCCACCGAUCGCUUCAAAGACGCCACGAUACACGCCCCCGUCGAUCACCCUCGCCAGCCCGUCUUCGUUUGGGUGGGCAACACCUUCUCGCUCGUCUCGCCCCGCUUCGAUUUACAACCACCGACCGAGGGUGACGAAGUACUCUUCGACGACCAGCAACCAUCAUCCCUGGUCGUCUAUCGCCGCACCAUCGCCGCCGAUGAUGCCCAACCCCAGGGUCUGGAGCGUUGGUAUCUCGACCGUAUUUGGCCCACGGCCCCUCCGCUUUCCAGAACCGUUUAUCGCGCGCACUACUACCUCGCCACCGAUCGCCUCGAUCGGGCCGUGGCCGAAGUCGAAGCCUUCACGCCCGAGCCCGAAACGAAAAACGCUCGCGAGUUGCUGAUCGCCCAGUUUCAGCUUCGCCAGGGCAACUACUCCGACGCCCUCGAUCGACUGCACACCUAUCGCCAGGGCGGAGAGUCGCUCGCCGCCGCGUACGAAGCCCUGCGUCUGGAAGAACUCCACGCCGCGCUCGACCCCAUGCCCACCAGGGAAGCGCUGGAAAACACACCGCCCGGCGAGCUCAUCGAGCAGGCCACCGCCUAUUGGCACCGGGGCUAUACUACGGCUGCUUCGCAACUUCUGGAGCAGCUCGAAGACCAGAAACUUCCCCAAGCACAAUUCUUACAAGGCAUGCUGGCCCUGGAAUACCUGCAGCUUGACGCGGCGGUGAUGGCGUUCGAAAACACUCUCCAGCAGGCGCCCGAGCAUGUGGGGGCAUUGCUCUGCCUGGGCUGGUUGCGGCUCUACCGUGGGGAAUACGCCGAGGCCGAAACCGCGUUCCGUAGUGUGCUCGAACAACAGCCCGAGCAUGCCGGUGCCCAGCGGGGCUUGGGAAUUCUCCAGGAAAGUGCGGGAAAUCUGUCCCAAACCCUCGACACGCGCGAUGCCGUCAGCGACAACGGGGCUCGCAGCGCCCCGCUUCGCAUCAAUCGAGGCUGA
This is a messenger RNA of Cladocopium goreaui, 4821 nucleotides long. The record is from the annotation of a GenBank genome assembly. Lineage: Eukaryota; Dinophyceae; Suessiales; Symbiodiniaceae.